Messenger RNA from Bactrocera tryoni, 702 nucleotides. RefSeq lists its product as uncharacterized. The transcript has 2 exons. Bases 1 to 702 code for a protein of 233 amino acids. NCBI's taxonomy places the organism in Eukaryota, Metazoa, Arthropoda, Insecta, Diptera, Tephritidae. The record is from RefSeq and is a predicted model, not a curated record.
AUGACCACAAACGACCCAACUGUGACCAUCAGUGACGCCGCCGAUGAAGCCCAGAACACUGCAUCAAUUGUUGAAGCAGUGUUACAGGUGGCCCGUAUCACAAAUGACGCAUCACGUUACAAUCAAAUCGUUAGUGCCUUGGACACUGAUGCAAUGUUACAGCUAGCGGACUUUCUGCAGAAUCCACCAGAGAUCGACAAGUACGCGAAGCUGAAGGACGAGAUAUUGAAGCGGUUUUCAGAAUCCAGUGACCGAGCGCUUACGGAGGUUCAACUCGAUGAUAAGAAACCUAGCCAGCUCCUGCGCCCGCUCAGAAUUCUCAUGGGCGACAGGGCCUCAGAGGACUUACUGCGUAUAAAAUGGUUGGCAUUGUUACCACCAUCAACCAGCCGGUGUCUCAAAGUACUCAGAGAUGCCCCUCCAGAUGAGCUUGCUGAAGUUGCAAACGAGCUAAUGGAAAACCAGGCUGGCCAUUCCGUUACGGCUACACAUCUCCAGCCUGCCCAGGCAGCACACAGGGGCGAUAAAUUUGAAAAUACUCUGCUCACCAGCAUGGCAAAGGACUUGUCAGGCCUUAAACUUGCCAUAGCCGACCUGAUGACCUGUAUCAAGGACCAGGGAAUUUCUCGAGACCGACCCCAACCUGCAUCUGGCAGUUUCCAUGCAGUUAUCAUCGAAGGAAGAGCCAGCCUCAAACAAUAA